Molecule: messenger RNA, 2352 nt
Organism: Acytostelium subglobosum LB1
Lineage: Eukaryota; Evosea; Eumycetozoa; Acytosteliales; Acytosteliaceae
Exons: 5
Coding region: 1-2352 (783 amino acids)
Biological process (GO): calcium ion transmembrane transport; intracellular calcium ion homeostasis
Cellular component (GO): membrane; endomembrane system
Molecular function (GO): calcium:proton antiporter activity
Source: RefSeq, a predicted model, not a curated record
AUGUCUGAUAUCCCUCUCUUGGACAGGGAUCGUGUACCGCCAGACGGGCAUUUAGUGGAACACAAUGGAUUUCAUUAUACUACGCCUACGACGACAUCGCCAACAAACCCACGCCAUUCCGCCUCUUCAAGCGGCUUCUCCUCACCAAACUUGGACGGCCACUACUACGAGAGCUACCACAUCGUCAACACACCCGAUGCAACCGGCGCCAUACUGCCACCGUCGCAGCAACAACAACAGCAGUUCCAGAACGCUGAUGACUACCAGCCACAGCAGCAACAGCAUUCGUCCAGCCACUCUAGCAACUCGCGUAUCCAAUUCAAAAAUCAAAGCGGUGGCUUCGACAACAACAACAACAACAAUAGUAACAACACUUACAACUACAAUGACAUUGAACAAAAUGAACUGCGCCAGACUAGAGUGUCGUUGUACGCUUCGAUGCCAGACGUGCCACCUACAGCUGAGGACAUGGGCAUCACAGCCGACACCAGCUCGAUCGAGGCCAAGCACAAGAUCCAGAAUCACAUGUUUGGCUUUCGUCCCUUCAAGAGCAAGAUUUACAAGAAGCGUCUUGAGGACCUCUCGCCCGAGGUGAGAACACUCUACAACGCGUCCGACACUGUCUUUGUCGACAAGAGUAUCAACACCGUUGGUAACUACCUCUACUCAAUCUUCUUUGGCUCUGUACUCUUUGUAGUCUUUGCCUUGGUCAGCCUUCUCUUGUUCAUCACAUACUUUGGUAUACCUUACGCCAAGAUCACUUGGAACCUGAAGGGUUUUGUCUUUUGGCCAUUUGGAAAGUACCUUCAGAAGUUGAUGUCUCACAAUUAUGAGGGCGAGCGACAGCCUCUUAGACGAAUUGGCCAUCAUCGCUCACAUCUCAACGUCUCCAUCGUUGGCACUGUUAUCUGGUACAUCUUGGGUGUACCAUUCCUAUUGCUGGCAGAGGUGAUGGUUAUUAUAUUCACAUGGAUGAUUGUUAUUAUGAUCCCCACCGCCAAAACACAUUUCCAGAUCUUAAAGGGAUUGUUGACUGACCCUCUGUCACUCAGAGUCGAGUCCACGAUACCCAGGACUGACAGCGAGAUCAUCUUGUUCCCAGUAGAGGCAUUCAACCUCUAUUACUACAAGUUCACUGUCAGUGGAUUGAAUGUCUGUUUGGUCAAUUUACUACCUUUUGUAAUAUUAUCACUGGUCUUUGGAUACUUCUUGGAGUCUCACAUCAACCCAGUUGGUCUGUUUGUAUCGUGUCUGCUCUCGACUAUUCCACUGUCAUACUACAAUGGAAUGGCCAUUGCAAGUCUUUCAGCACAGACCAGCUUUGCAAUUGGCGCACUGAUCAAUGCAAGCUUUGGCUCAAUGAUUGAGCUGAUCCUCUACGUCGUCACAAUCAAUGGCGCCCAAGAGGAUGUGGCGCGAUCUGCCAUCACUGGCUCGUUGCUUGGCGCGCUACUUCUCAUUCCAGGUCUGAGCAUGGUCAUUGGAGGCAUCAAGCACAAGGAGCAGCGCUUCAACCCGGCGGUCAUGGGUGUCAGCACCGUGUUGCUGAUGGUGGCCGUCGUCGGAACAUUCACACCGACAAUCUUCUACAAGAUCUACGGCGCAUACAAUCUCACGUGUGGCAACUGUGUCGACGUCAAUGGUGCACUCAACUGUGCCUCGUGUGCAUACGUGCAGAACAGCCUGGACUCUGAUCCCGUCUACACAGGCAAGGCAAGAACACUGAUGUACAUCGUGUCUGCUUUCCUGCCACUGGCCUAUAUCAUUGGUCUGCUGUUCACACUCAAGACUCACACUCAUAUCUUGCAUCCUGUUGACGGAGGACCCGCCAUCAAGGACGAGCAUCACGUUGAGUCCGAUGGCACUGAGGUCAUCUGGUCCAAGAAGCAAUGUAUCGUCGUCCUCUUGCUCUGCACUACAAUGUUUGCGCUAGUUUCAGACAAGAUGGUGGAGGCAAUCGAUCCAGUCGUAAGCACGCUCGGUCUGACCCACGAGUUCCUCGGUGUCACCAUCCUUGGCAUCAUCCCCUCAGCAGCCGAGUACCUCAACGCCAUCCAGUUUGCCAUCCAUAACAACAUGCCUCUCUCCCUUGAGAUUGGCGCGUCAGCUGCCGUCCAGAUCACACUCUUCCAAAUGCCAGUGCUUGUCUAUAUCUGUGCCAUCAUUAACCAUCUGAGCAGCAAAGGAUCUUUCACUUUGAUCUUCCCCUUCAUGGACUUCUUUGUUGUGUUCUUCAGUGUCGUUGUGAUGAACUUGGUGUUCACCAAUGGAAAGACCAACUACUUCAUUGGCUCCAUCCUUGUCAUUGUCUACCUAAUCAUCGUUGUGGCCUUCUACUUCACGCCAACCUAA